AUGAAUUUGAGUGAGAUACAUGUGGUGUUAUUACAUUUAAACAAGAGCCUUCAUUACUAUUAAUACUAUACUUUUGGAAACUUAUAUCUAAUGGUCACUUUUUUUACAAAAUAUGUUGAGAAUCGUUAGAUAUGGUGUCUUUAUAUCUCAUAGUUGGAACAUUAACGUUAAUCAUAAUGCAAGAUCUAUAAGAUCAUUUAGCCGAAAAUUAGUAAAAACUGAAUAUUCAAGGAGAAUAUUCUCUGGAAUUCAACCUACUGGUAACGUCCAUUUAGGAAAUUAUCUAGGUGCAAUACAAAAAUGGGUAGAGUUACAAAAUUCAGAAAAAAUAGUUAUAUGGAGUAUUGUAGAUAUGCAUUCAAUUACAUUACCUCAUAAUCCUGUCACAUUAAAAGAUAAUAUUUUUAAAGUAACAGCCACAUUAUUGGCAUGUGGAAUAGAUCCACAAAAAAGUAUAUUAUUUCAACAAUCUGAUGUUUCUAUGCAUUCAGAAUUAUGUUGGAUACUUGGUUGUAUCACUACCAUGGCUAGGCUUGGACAUUUGCCACAAUUCAAAGAAAAAAGUGAAAACUUAAAGAAUAUUCCUUUAGGAUUAUAUAUUUAUCCUGUUUUACAAGCUGCAGACAUAUUGCUUUACAGAGCUACAGAUGUACCAGUUGGCCAAGAUCAAGCACAACACAUACAAUUAGCACAGGAUUUAGCACAUUCUUUUAAUAAAAAGUAUGGAGAUACUUUUCCAAUACCAAGGACUCUUAUUUGUGAUGAUGCAAGUAAAAGAAUAAAAUCACUACGAGAUCCUUCAAAGAAAAUGUCCAAAUCGGAUAAAGAUUUCAAAAGUAGGUUGGAUUUAACCGACAAACCGGAUGUGCUGUUAGAAAAAGUGAAAAAAGCUGUAACUGACUUCACAUCUGAAGUAUAUUAUGAACCUGAAACUAGACCAGGUGUUUCCAAUUUAAUUGCUAUUCAUUCUUUACUCACUGGAAAGUCACCUGAAGAGAUUUGUAAAGAUGCACAAGGUUUGGAUACUGGAAAGUAUAAAUUGGUAUUAGCAGAUGUGGUAAUACAGAAGUUAAGACCAAUUCGGGAAGAGAUAUUUAGAUUAUUAAACGAACAAUUGUAUUUGGAUGAAGUUUUAAAGAUAGGUUCACAAAAAGCAAUGGAACUUGCAUUUGAUUGUUAUUCUGAUGUAAAAAAUAAAAUAGGCUUUGAAAGGAAUGUAGCAGGAAAGGAGAAGACAAAAUACUUUGUACAUUGA
Messenger RNA from Vespula vulgaris, 1255 nucleotides. RefSeq names its product tryptophan--tRNA ligase, mitochondrial (gene TrpRS-m). Gene Ontology annotation, molecular function: tryptophan-tRNA ligase activity; ATP binding. Lineage: Eukaryota; Metazoa; Arthropoda; Insecta; Hymenoptera; Vespidae. Gene Ontology annotation, cellular component: mitochondrion; mitochondrial matrix. Gene Ontology annotation, biological process: mitochondrial tryptophanyl-tRNA aminoacylation. Bases 113 to 1255 code for a protein of 380 amino acids. The transcript has 7 exons. The record is from RefSeq and is a predicted model, not a curated record.